AAUAUUAGAGUAGAAAGAGGGGGUUGGAACUGGGCAAGGUGGGAGAGAGCGAAGGAGCAGAGAGAGCUAUGGAGGAGGUAGCGACGGCGGUGGUGAAGAGAGCAGAGAAGCUAAUGAGAGAAGCCAUGAAGGGGAACGACGCCUCCCACGACGCCUGGCACGUGCUCAGGGUCCGAGACUUGGCCCUCUCCCUUGCUCGCGAGGAGGGCCUCCCCUCUUCCCCUGACUCCAUGCUCGUUGUCAGACACACACACACUCUCUCUCUCUUCUUUGAUUAUAUAUAUAUAUAUAUACACGCGCGCGCGCGAUCCUUACUGCUCCUGCACAAAUUUUUCCCUUUUUGGUAUUUUUGCAUAUUCAGAGAUCCUUCUGAGGAAAGACUCGUCGAGAACUUUCUGGAGAAAGAGAACGUAGACCAAGCCAUAAAGAAUAAGAUAUUGAGCAUCAUCAAGGGGAUGGGUUUUAAAGAUGAACUUCGAGGACUUGGAAGUAUUGAAACUUUCCCAGAGUUUGGGGUGGUGCAGGAUGCUGACCGCCUCGAUGCAAUUGGGGCCAUUGGAAUCGCUCGAUGCUUCACUUUUGGCGGAAGCAGGAAGAGAGUGCUUCACGACCCCUCUAUUCAGCCCCGAGAAGGUCUAUCAAAGGAACAAUACAUGAAGAAAGAGGAGCAGACUACUGUGAACCAUUUCCAUGAGAAGCUUCUCAAGCUAAAAGAUUUGAUGAAAACAGAGGCUGGGAAGAGAAGGGCGGAGAAGAGGCAUAAGUUCAUGAUGGAGUAUUUAGAAGAAUUCUACAGAGAGUGGAAUGGGCAAGAUUGAGAUUUGACUAGCGGCCUGCUACUGCUGCUGCUGGGUUUUGCGGUAAUAGAGAGGGAUGGGGAUGUAAUAUGUCGUGUUAGGAAAGCAAAGGAUGGUUCGGCUUCUCUUGUUUAUUUCUGAGAAUUGCAAUUGCUUUGCUGCUGUGCUGUGCUGUGCCGGGGGUGCCUUUGCCUUGCCUAGUCGUACUCCUACUGGAGACACAAAUGGAAGAAUCCCGGUGACUGCCACUAGAUACACCUUGCGGAAGCUCGGUUUGAAGACCCUAAAGGAAUGGACGCCCUGGUACACCUAUCAUCACCAGAUUGGGGAUGGACAAUUGAGUAUGAAGGGCCGACUUUUGUGACAGUACGAGGUGCCGGACACCAAGUUCCGACAUUUGCCCCCAAAAGAUCUCCGCAACUCAUUAAGCACUUUCCAGGCCGAUCAGAAGCUGCCAUCUUCACCCUUCUAGUGCUCGCUAGGUAGAUAGCCAGCUUAGCUACCACCUCUGGCUCUUAUAUGUAAUCAAAUUCAGCAGCGGGCUCAAAUUCUGUCUCAGAAAUUUGAAUGUGUUAUUAAUAUUCCACCAA
This is a messenger RNA of Punica granatum (pomegranate), 1387 nucleotides long. The record is from RefSeq and is a predicted model, not a curated record. Lineage: Eukaryota; Viridiplantae; Streptophyta; Magnoliopsida; Myrtales; Lythraceae.